Molecule: messenger RNA, 2610 nt
Organism: Solenopsis invicta (red fire ant)
Lineage: Eukaryota; Metazoa; Arthropoda; Insecta; Hymenoptera; Formicidae
Product: digestive organ expansion factor homolog
Exons: 2
Coding region: 193-2550 (785 amino acids)
Biological process (GO): maturation of SSU-rRNA from tricistronic rRNA transcript (SSU-rRNA, 5.8S rRNA, LSU-rRNA)
Cellular component (GO): nucleolus; small-subunit processome
Molecular function (GO): rRNA binding; U3 snoRNA binding
Source: RefSeq, a predicted model, not a curated record
CGUAAUUGGUUGAUUCUUUUCGAUAUCUGUCGAUAUCACGACAUAAAUGGCUGCAGGCGCGUGAGGUUAUGAGCACGUGAGUUUAUGUAUACGAGAAUGUAUACGUAAAGAGAAACAAGAGCUAACUGUCCAAGCGGACACUUUUAUAAGGCAAUACACGUGUGUACAUGAAAUCAGAAUUACAUUGCCCUGAUGGCUCCAAUGGGGAAGCGUUCAUUCCGUGGUAAAAAGAGGAAAUUUAAUGAACGCAACACACAAAAGCGACCAAAAGCGAAGAAGGAAAAAUUUGACUAUAGGACAUCCUCUUAUGUCAAAGAGCGUAAAGCCAAAAAUGAUGAGAUCGAAGCUCGAAGGCAAAUAGUGGAAGAGGAGAAAACGCGUCGACGACUCGAGGAGGCUGACAGUUCUGAAGAGGAAGAGGUUGAUCCUUGGUUGCUCUAUUUAUCCAAGUUAUCUGGUUAUAAACACAAAAAUUUAGUAGAAAAACUGAGGAAAUCAAUUGUGACCAGUUCAGAAAGUGAAAACGAAGAGUCUAAUACACAGAAUAAGAAUGAAACAGACAGAAAAGAAAAGAGAAAAAAAAGAAAAGGAGUAAAGAAAAUAAAAAAGAACAUCGAAGAAGAAGAAGAAGAAGAAGAGAGUGAAGAAUCUGAAGCAAAUGAAGAAUCUUCUGAUCAGAAUGAAGAGAUUAUAGUUAGUACAAAGGAGGAUGACUAUGAAGAUGCUGAGACUGCCCAGGAAGAUAUUGGUCAUUUGAGAGAUCCAUUCUCUUUGCAUUUACGCAAUGAUAUGGAUGACGAACUGUAUAAAGUAGUCUCUGCAACGCCACAAAAUACAGAGACCACAACGUUAUCAUGGCCCACACUGGGAAAUUUGGUAUGUCAGAUUCCAAAACCAGCUGUUAAUCCAAAUGACAAGGUGAUAAAAGUCAAAAAGCUUCUGGACGAUGAAGAGAAACAAUAUACAAAUUAUGGUAAGGUUCCAACUUUGAUUGAGAAUGUUGAUUGGGACAAAUUGCAUGUAAAAUCACAGAUUCAAAACAAUUUAGUCAAAGCUAAUUAUAAUAACAUAAAGAAUACUGUGGAAAAAGAUUCUGCCAUGACUCCUCUUCAAAGAGAACUAUUUUCAGUAAUAAAUAAUUAUCAAGAUUUGUAUUAUCCUGGAAGAACGUUUUCCAACGCUGAUGAGAUACGAUUCACCUAUUGUCUACAUGUAAUUAAUCAUGUGCUGAAGACUCGGACAAAAAUACUGCAUCACACCGCAAAAUUAGCAAAGUCUAAUCGUAAUGGCAUGGGAGAAGUUCCAGAUGAGUACAAGGAUCAAGGUUUAGUAAGGCCUAAGGUUCUCAUAAUAGUGCCAUUUAAACAUGCUUGCUUGAAGAUAGUUGAGAUGUUUAUUUCGAUUCUAUUUGGCGAAGAUAAAGGCGGCUCUGUUAUCAAUAAGUUACGAUUCAUGGAGGAUUUUACUGGUAACGAAUUAGCGAUGCCUAAGAAGAAUCCUAAACCAGAAGAUUAUAAAUUGACCCUACAAGGAAAUCUCGACGACAAGUUCAAGAUAGGCAUGGCGAUUACUAAGAAGACUCUCAAGUUAUACACAAAUUUUUACUCUUCCGACAUUAUAAUUGGCUCUCCAUUGGGUCUCAGAAGAGUGGUAGGUGCAGAGGGUGAAACGGUGAGAGAUUACGAUUUCCUAUCGUCUGUAGAGUUGCUGAUCAUGGACCAGAUUGAUGUGGUCCUCAUGCAAAACUGGGACCAUCUGUAUCAAGUGUUGGAUUAUAUGCAUCUGCAACCCCAGAAGUCCCACGAUAUCGAUUACUCCCGUCUUAGAAGUUGGUGUGUCAAUGGUUGGACGAAAUAUUAUCGACAGACAUUGAUCUUCUCUAGUAUCGAAACACCAUUCAUAAACACAUUGCUGAUCAAGAAAUGCUUCAACUACGCUGGCCAGGUGAAAGUGGCGAAUGCGUUAGAGCCAGGCUCAAUUCGUGACGUAACCAUCAAAAUUCCACAGGUGUUCUACAGAUUUGACGCUUCCGAUCUUUGUCAGGCGAUCGACAGCAGGCUGGAUUUCUUCCUGAAAGAGAUAUUGCCACGGUACACAGAUCCUAUAUAUAAUCACACAUUAAUCUAUGUACCAUGCUACUUUGACUUUAUAUAUCUACGGAACCGUAUGAUGAAGGAGAACAUGAGUUUCACGAUGAUAAGCGAAUAUACCGAAGACAAGAAAGUUGCCCGAGCGAGGGAUAUGUUCUUUCAUAGCGAUGCGCAUUUCCUGCUUUACACGGAACGUUGGCACUUCUGGCGCAGAACGAGGAUAAAGGGUAUUCGACACCUCAUAUUCUACCAAUUACCCACGUAUCCACACUUCUACAGCGAAAUGUGUAAUCUGAUGGACAAUUUGUAUCAGAACCCACGUUCCGGUACAGAAUACAACAUGUCGGUGACUGUCAUUUACAACAAAUUUGAUGCCAUAACGCUCGCUCAAAUAGUGGGUCAGAAUAGAGCCUCUAAAAUGAUAGAAUCGGAAUCUAAAGUACACACAAUGAAAUGCUGAAACUUGAAUUCUUACAUUUGUGUGUAUAACACGAAGAGGUAAUAAAAUUAAUUUAUAUAA